AUGGCAACCUAUAAUGAUUCUCUCACAACGGCAUUGGACGAAACAGAAAGCUACAGUAGAGUAGUACGCCGCAAAUCCAAUAGCAAUGAAACGAAUUCCAACGAACCAACUCGGAGAUUGGUCACGGACAUCUAUCUCUGCUGCCACAUCGAAGAGCGCCCACUAGAUCCCAACCAAGAUUACGCGGAUCGCAAUACAUUCAUGUUGAAAAGCGCGCUUUGUCGGCGUGAGGAAUGUGAGCAUUGCACCACGGUCAGGAAAGAAUUAGGCGAAGCCAGAAGUAGAUAUGGCCGAUUAUAUUGGCAAGUUCUUGUCAAGGCGCUCUGGGAUGAACGAAUUUCGUAUGCAUGCGACGGUGAACUCCUUGAUGGCAUGAAUCCUCCUGCAAACCCGUUCUGGUGGUUUGGAGCUUUCAUUGAUGAUCAAGUGGCGUUGAGAAAGCAUCAUAGGAACUAG
Molecule: messenger RNA, 456 nt
Organism: Sclerotinia borealis F-4128
Lineage: Eukaryota; Fungi; Ascomycota; Leotiomycetes; Helotiales; Sclerotiniaceae
Source: the annotation of a GenBank genome assembly